This is a messenger RNA of Panicum virgatum (switchgrass), 1515 nucleotides long. Its product is annotated as malonyl-CoA:anthocyanidin 5-O-glucoside-6''-O-malonyltransferase-like. Lineage: Eukaryota; Viridiplantae; Streptophyta; Magnoliopsida; Poales; Poaceae. Bases 81 to 1421 code for a protein of 446 amino acids. The record is from RefSeq and is a predicted model, not a curated record. The transcript is spliced from 2 exons.
UGAACAUCGUGACACGCUGUGGGGCUUUGAACUCUCAUCUCUUCCAAUCGAACAUACGGCAAUCCAGCUACUCCAUCAUCAUGGCUCCGGUGACGGUGAGAAUCGUCGACGUCAGCUACGUCUCACUGCCGGCGGAGGCUGCACUGCCGCCGGGAGACCUCAAGCUCAAUGCCAUGGAGGUCCAGUGGCUGGUGCUUCCGCUGCUCCAGCACCUCCUAUUCUUCGAGGGCGACCAGCUGCCGCCCUUCGACACCGUUGUCCAGUCCCUCCGGUGCUCCCUCUCGGCGACGCUGUCCUACUACGCUCCGCUCGCCGGCAAGCUCGUCCACCUCGCGGACACCGGCGACGUCGCCAUCCGCUGCUCCGCCUCCGACGACGGCGUCAGGUUCGUCGUCGCGGAGUCCGAGGCCGACGUCCGCCGCCUCGCCGGCGACGAGGAGCACGACGUGCAGACGUUCGAGCGGCUCGUUCCGGAGCUCGACAUGACCGAGCUGCCGGCUCCCUUGCUGGCCGUGCAGGCCACGCGCCUCGAGGGAGCCGGGGUGGCUCUCGGGGUCACCGUGCACCACGCCGUCGCCGACGGCCGGUCGCUGUGGAGGUUUGUGGAGGCGUGGGCGGCGGCGUGCCGGGGGGACACAUCGCCCGUGCCGCCUCCGUGCUUCGAUCGCUCGCGUGUCAGGCUGCCCGGCGGCGAGGAGCUGGCCCGUACGGUCCUGAGAGAAUCCGCGCCGAACCUGCCCGUGGUGACGACUCCCUCGUUUGUUCAAGAAGAUCGCCUGCGGUUCAUCCGCUGGACGUUCACCUUGGACGCGCAGCACAUCGAGCGGCUGAAGCAGCGCGUCGUCCACCUCGGCGAAGCCCAAGAAGGCGCGCCGUCGUGUCGCCGGCCGUCCAGCUUCGUGGUCGCCGUCGCGCUGGCCUGGACGUGCUUCGUGCGCUGCAGGUCCAUCCCCGCGGACAAGGACGUGUUCCUGAGCUUCUUAGCGGACGUCCGCGACCGGCUCGAUCCUCCCGCCGGCGCAGAGUACUUCGGCGCGUGCCUCAGCGGGUGCGUCGCGGCGCUGCCGGCGCGGGAGCUCCACGGCGAGCGAGCGCUGGCGGCCGCUGCGUCGGCGGUCCAGGGCGCGAUCCGCGCGAUGAUGGAGGACCCGGUCCGGGGGUGGGAUCUCCACAGGAUCGUUCGGUCGGUCCCCAUGGAGCGGUUUGUGAACGUAUCAGGGUCGUCGAGCUUCAGGGCGUAUGAAGCUGCCGACUUCGGGUGGGGGAGGCCGACGCGGACGGUGCCGGUGAGGAUGAACCACGACGGGCAGGUGGCGCUGGUCCGCGCCAGGGAUGGUGACGGGGUCCAGGUGUCAGUGUCCAUGCUCCGGCGGGCGCACAUGGACACCUUCAAGUCAAUGUUCCUCCAGCUGCUUGGAUGAAUGGGUGACGAACUGAUGAGGACGAUGCGCCUGCGAUGUACACACUGUAUUUGGAUUCAAGUGCUAAUAUCAAAAUAUUCUUUUUUUUUUGAAA